This is a messenger RNA of Brugia malayi, 1143 nucleotides long. RefSeq lists its product as uncharacterized. Gene Ontology annotation, biological process: SCF-dependent proteasomal ubiquitin-dependent protein catabolic process. The record is from RefSeq and is a predicted model, not a curated record. The transcript has 11 exons. Gene Ontology annotation, molecular function: protein binding. Lineage: Eukaryota; Metazoa; Nematoda; Chromadorea; Rhabditida; Onchocercidae. Bases 1 to 1143 code for a protein of 380 amino acids. Gene Ontology annotation, cellular component: SCF ubiquitin ligase complex.
AUGUCGCUGGAAAGAGGGAUAGAAGACUUGAAAGUUUUGAACGAAGAAAAGAAUGUGGAUGAUUCCGAUUCCGAGAGUAAUUUUGUUCCAUUGUUCACAGAAGAUGAAAAAAAUGAAAGUAAUGUUUGUCGUGCUGGAUCGGUUAACGUUCUACAUUUUCAGAAUUCUGCUGAAGCAACACUGUAUAAUUUCAGGAAGGAAUGGAAGUCAGAAUUAGAUUCUCGAUUGAAGGAAUCGAGUUCGGUGUCAAUGGAAACUAGAAGCAGGAAAGAACAAUCGUUGCACGAUGCUGCAACAAAGUUGUUCUUGGAAGGUGUAGACUGCGAGAGACGAGGCGAUAUGUGGGAAGCAGUCCAAAGAUACAUGGGCGCUGUACGUAUGGUUCCCGAUAUUGAAUCGAAAUUGUACAAAGAUCGUAUUUUAUCGAACUCAAUAGGGUCCAGUGAUUGCCAGCGUUCUCGUUCAAGAUCUCAUUAUGGUUUUCAUGAUUUAGAAAAGAUUCUGCAUAAACGACUGGUUGACGGGGGGAGAUUUUUUGAACCGGAAUUUCCGGAUGAACCUUGUCCAAUUGCGCUUUUACCUGUGGAAUUACUUUCCAUACUGAUACGGUACGUUGUCGGGAGCGAGCUUGACGUGUAUUGUCUAGAAUUGCUGUCGAUGACUUCAGCUGGAUUUUAUCUUCUUGCGCGUGACGGAGAACUGUGGCAUGCAAUAUGUCGUCUAACUUUUGGCGCGAAGUAUUUUAACUCGGUUUCAUUCACCACGUCAUUGAGUUGGCGUCAGAUACCUUGGCAUAUAGUCAUCUAUUAUCGGAUGCUGAGAUUUUUUGCAGAUGGUACAGUUAUUAUGGUUAUCACAUCUGAAGUGCCAGCACAAGUUGUGGGACUUUUGAAAUCAAAAACCCCUCGUUUAGCUGGAGUUUUUUUUGGUCAUUACUGGAUGGUGAGUCAAGAUCGUAUAGCAGCACAGUUUCAUCGUCACAAUGAAAAAUCGCUUCAGCGGACGCGACGUAUCCACAAAUCGCUUCACCCGUUCUUGCCCUAUGAAAUAUUGGAUCAGAAAUUCGAAAUGGAAUUACAUUUUGGAGAUGGAAUAAAGCGACGAGCUCACUGUGUGCUACUUUUGAAUAUAAUUGUACAGUAA